Molecule: messenger RNA, 2989 nt
Organism: Camelina sativa (false flax)
Lineage: Eukaryota; Viridiplantae; Streptophyta; Magnoliopsida; Brassicales; Brassicaceae
Source: RefSeq, a predicted model, not a curated record
UAAGAGUAAUGUUACAAUCACCUGAAUAAAUCUAAUGCUGAACAAGACUUAGCCAUCUUCGUUGACCAAUACUUUGUUUAGGUCAAUCUUUGCCCAUCAAGAACAAAUUACAAUGAUGAACAAUGUAUAGUCUCUCCUCUGAAUCAGAAAAGCACACAUCCCCCCAAAAAAAAACAUGAAGUUUCUUCAAGGCUUUUUGCCCUUCUUGAUCUUAGCUUUUGACAUUUUUGAAUUGGUUCAAGCUCAAGAUCAAUCAGGAUUCAUCAGCUUAGAUUGUGGUUUGGUACCUAAGGACAGAACGUAUGUGGAGAAGUCGACGAAUAUAACAUACAGAUCAGACACAGAUUACAUCGAGAGUGGAUCCCCCGGGAAUAUCAACGAGAUGUACAGGGCACAGUUUCAGCAACAGACUUGGUCCUUGAGAAGCUUCCCUGAGGGUCAAAGAAACUGUUACAACUUCACCCUCACCGUGAAACGCAAGUAUCUGAUCAGAGCAACCUUUAUCUAUGGGAAUUACGACGGUUUGAAUCAACUCCCGACCUUUGAUCUUCACAUUGGUCCUAACAAAUGGACUUCGGUUUCAACCCUAGGAGUGACAAAUGGUUCAAUCCACGAGUUGAUCCAUGUCUUAACACAAGACCGUCUUCAAGUUUGUCUUGUUAAGACAGGGGAAACAACACCGUUUAUUUCGUCCUUGGAACUUCGUCCUUUGAGUAAUAACACAUACGUCACACAAAGUGGAUCGCUGAUUGCGUUCGCAAGAGUUUUCUUUUCACCCACGCCAUCGUUCGUCAGGUAUGAUGAGGACGUCCAUGACCGAACUUGGACUCCAUUCUUAGGUAACAAAACUUCCGUGAUAAGCACGGAAGCUUCGGUUGAUACAAGUAACUUCUACAAUGUUCCUCAACCUGUGGCGAAAACUGCUGCUAUCCCUGCAAAUGCUACUCAGCCUCUGACCAUAGAUUGGACUCUCGACGACAUCACUGCACAGUCAUAUAUAUACAUGCAUUUCGCUGAAAUCGAGAAUCUUGCAGCUAAUGCGACUAGAGAAUUCAACAUUACUUUUAAUGGUGGCCGAAACUGGUACUCCUAUUUUAGGCCUCCAAAGUUCAGUAUAACAACUAUAUUCAAUCCAGGAGCUGUGAGUUCUCCUGAUGGGAAGUUCAAUUUCACUUUCGAGAUGACCGGUAACUCUACUCUUCCUCCACUCAUCAACGGUCUCGAGAUUUAUAAAGUCCUUAACAUUGAACAGCAAGAGACAGACCAAGAUGAAGUAUCUGCUAUGAUGGACAUCAAGACAACAUAUGGAUUGAUGAGCAAAAGUUUUAGUUGGCAAGGAGAUCCAUGUGCUCCUAAGUUAUAUCGAUGGGAAGGUUUAAACUGCACUUAUCCUGUCUCUGAGCCACCGCGGAUCAUAUCCUUGAACCUGAGUGGAAGCAAUUUGACUGGUACAAUAACAUUUGAUAUAUCCAAGCUAACACAGUUGACAGUACUAGAUCUAUCAAACAAUGAUUUAUCAGGAGAGAUUCCAGAAUUUUUUUCGGAUAUGAAGCUGACACUCAUAAACUUAAGCGGAAACAUGAAACUUGGUCGCUUAGUUCCAGAGCCUCUUCAACGAAAGAUAGAUAAUAAAUCUUUAAUACUAAUUAGAGAUGGAACCGGAAAAAGUAGUAAAAAUGUGGUUGCUAUCGCAGCAUCAGUGGCUAGUGUGUUUGCUCUGCUACUUAUCUUGGCUAUUGUUUUUGUCGUCAUAAGGAAAAAACGGAAAACUAUUGAAGCUUCAAUACCCGUAUCAUUCACUACUGGCACGGUUAAAAGUGAGACAAGAUCAUCAGGUUCAUCAAUCAUAACAAAGGAACGCAAGUUCACUUAUUCCGAGGUACUAAAGAUGACUAAAAACUUUGAGAGAGUACUUGGUAAAGGAGGGUUUGGAACAGUCUAUUAUGGAAACUUGGAUGAUACUCAAGUAGCUGUGAAAAUGCUCUCUCAUUCAUCAGCUCAAGGAUACAAGGAGUUCAAAGCAGAGGUCGAGCUUCUUUUGAGAGUUCAUCACAGACAUUUGGUGGGACUUGUGGGUUACUGUGAUGAUGGAGAUAACUUGGCUUUGAUCUAUGAAUAUAUGGCAAAUGGAGACCUGAGGGAAAAUAUGUCAGGAAAACUCAGUGUCAAUGUUCUAAGCUGGGAAACAAGAAUGCAAAUAGCUGUAGAGGCAGCACAAGGACUGGAGUAUCUUCACAAUGGAUGUAGACCUCCAAUGGUUCAUAGAGAUGUGAAACCAACUAACAUCUUAUUGAAUGAACGGUCUCAAGCAAAACUAGCCGAUUUUGGGCUCUCAAGAUCUUUUCCGGUUGAUGGUGAAUCUCAAGUUAUGACCAUCGUUGCAGGAACACCUGGUUACCUAGACCCUGAGUAUUAUAGAACAAACUGGCUAAGCGAGAAGAGUGACGUAUACAGUUUUGGUGUAGUGCUAUUAGAAUUAGUCACAAACCAGCCUGUGACAGAUAAAACCAGAGAGAGACCUCACAUUACAGAAUGGGUUGGAUCCAUGCUCACCAAUGGGGACAUCAGGAGUAUUGUCGACCCAAAACUGAUGGAUGACUAUGACACAAACGGUGUUUGGAAGGUCGUAGAGUUGGCCCUAGCAUGUGUAAACCCAUCUUCAAGCCGUAGACCGACGAUGCCACACGUGGUGAUGGAGCUAAACGAAUGUCUGGCUUACAAAAUAGAAAGGAAACAAGGGAGUCAAGAGACGUACACAAAGGAUUCUGUUGAGUUUAGUCCAUCCUCUAUUUCUGAUUUUGCUCCUAGAGCGAGGUAAAUUGAAAAAUCUUUGAUGCGCUGUGAACCUAAAGCUAUGUUGUUUAUAAAAAUCUACUGUGAAAUGUAUAAGAUAGCUCUGUAAAAUUACCUUAAAAAGUAUUAGUCUCUAUUAUGUGUAACCUUCUUGGACUCCAAGAAAUUGAUAUGUAUGGUAUUAGUAGUCGCCUUA